Nelumbo nucifera (sacred lotus) is the source of this 1815-nucleotide messenger RNA. The record is from RefSeq and is a predicted model, not a curated record. NCBI's taxonomy places the organism in Eukaryota, Viridiplantae, Streptophyta, Magnoliopsida, Proteales, Nelumbonaceae.
ACUCCUUCCAAGCCAAAGUCACAAGCAUUUUGUCAAAUAGUUAAUGUUGAACAUCUGUUAUUGUAAGAGAUGAAAAUGUAUAGAAAUCACAUGGAUCUCGCUGAAUCUAACAAAGAAUUUCACUCGACACUUCACUCUGACUAAACAAAUAAAGAAGAGAAGAGAGGACCGAGGACUGAGAAAUUUCCAUUUGUUUCAGUCUAAGUCGUCCGGGACCUCCAGAUCACUUGUUAAAAUAUUAUUCUCUUUCAAAGUUGCUGUAUAAAAGCUGUCCUGGUCCAAGUUUCAUGAUUCAAUGAGAUUCUGUGCAUCAUUGGCUACUUGGUUAGCCAUGUAAGCACCUUGUUUGUAACUGGGAGUUGUGGAUUUCUGCCAUUACCACUUCCUGUAGUUCAACAGGCUCCUUUGAACAGCUUUUUUCCACUGCGGUGAUUACAAUUUCCUGUUUUCCAUGCCUUAACAGAGAGGAUGGGAGUUCUUACAUGUUCUACACCAUCUUUUUUUCUUCCUUGUGCUUCAUUUAGAUCCAAAGGCCAUCUAGAAAAACCUGUAAAUCCUUUGAUUGUUAAUGGCUUUCCAAGGAAACCUAUUGGUUUGAAGUGGGAGCUUUGGGGCCAAAAGUUGGAGAGCUGCAGACCAUAUUAUCACAUUAAUUUGCAAAAUCAGUGUAGAAUUUCCAGAAAUAUUAUUGUAAGAUCAGAACUUGCUGGAGUUGGAUCUCCUGAUGCCGCCUACUCAUUAACAGAAUAUCAACUGGGGUCAAAAAUUAGGGGAAUUUUCUUUUAUGCUGUCACUGCCGUUGUUGCCAUUUUUAUGUUUGUCUUUAUGUUGGUGAUACAUCCUUUUGUGAUCCUAUUUGAUCGAUACCGAAGAAAAGCACAUCACCUUAUUGCCAAGACUUGGGCAACUUUAACUGUUUUUCCCUUCUUUAAGGUUGAGUUUGAGGGAUUGGAGAAUUUACCAAGUCCUGAUACCCCUGCUGUGUAUGUUUCCAACCACCAGAGCUUUUUGGAUAUCUAUACCCUUUUGAUUCUUGGUAGAAGCUUCAAGUUUAUCAGCAAGACUGGAAUCUUUGCCUUUCCUGUUAUUGGAUGGGCAAUGUUCCUCAUGGGAACUAUUCCUUUGAAGCGAAUGGACAGCAGAAGUCAAAUGGACUGUCUUAAGCGCUGCAUGGAUUUGGUGAGAAAGGGUGCAUCUGUCUUUUUCUUCCCAGAGGGUACGCGGAGCAAAGAUGGGAAGAUUGGAGCUUUCAAGAAAGGUGCAUUUAGUAUUGCAGCAAAGACUGGAGUACCAGUGGUACCAAUUACUCUUACUGGAACUGGUAAACUUAUGCCUGCGGGAAUGGAAGGUACAUUGAAUUUGGGAUCUGUGAAAGUAGUUAUUCACAAGCCUAUAGAAGGAAACAAUCCAGAUAUAUUGUGCAACAAAGCAUGGAAUACAAUAGUAGAUACACUCAUUUGUCACAGCUAAAGGAGUGCAUGGCAACAGAUUUUAUUCAGAUUUUACAUUCUCUAAUCUCUAUGGUAAAGAUUGCCUAGCUAGUUUUGAGCAGCGUCAAGGAUUUUUGAGAUUAUCAAAAAUAGAGACUCUUAUGCUUCUAAAUCAUGCUAGCUUGCAUCAUACGUAUCUAAGUAUCAAACAAUUAGUCAUAACACUGAGAACCCAAAGUCUGGGAGUUGUUUUUUGUGCUUGUUGCAUCUGGCGUAACUGUAACGAAGUCCUAUGAAUUGGAAUUACAAUACAAGAGUUUUUGUACACAGACACAGAAUCCCAAUUCCCAAGCUUAGGGGGCAAUAUAAACUACCGAUUCUCCCA